This is a messenger RNA of Vitis vinifera (wine grape), 2471 nucleotides long. Its product is annotated as serine/threonine-protein kinase BSK5. Bases 819 to 2294 code for a protein of 491 amino acids. The transcript is spliced from 10 exons. Gene Ontology annotation, biological process: protein phosphorylation; brassinosteroid mediated signaling pathway. Lineage: Eukaryota; Viridiplantae; Streptophyta; Magnoliopsida; Vitales; Vitaceae. The record is from RefSeq and is a predicted model, not a curated record. Gene Ontology annotation, molecular function: protein binding; ATP binding; protein kinase activity.
ACUCUUGGUCUCCUUCAAAGUGGAUUUACCUCUGACACGGCUAUCCACUUGGGGCCUCUGUAUGGGUAUUGAGUGCUAGCCUUUUACAUAAUUGGAGUGCAAUUCAAUUGGGGCAAAUCUCUCUGGAAAUUUGAUUUUGGUGGUUGGAGCUGAUGGAUACACACAUAGAAUUACUUAAUCAAGCUCUACAUGGAUUUUUAGCAAUGGAGAUCAGGAGAGGUGACCCAUCUGAUCUGAUAUUACAAAUUGAUUUGUGGAAUUCCCUUGUAGCCUAUAUGCUGUGAUCUAAACUAAUGAGGACAGGACAGUGGUAAACAAACUGGCCUCCAAUCUUAAUGCAACCAUACCAUACCAAAACUAGACUACAGGCUAGGAUAGGAUGUUUUCUACGUCAUCGAUUUGUAUGACUUUGACCCACCGAAAACGACCGUUGGUUUCAACCAGAUCUCAAUCUCUCCACUAAAAUUAAAAAUAAUAAAAAAUAGAAAACCAGCAAUGACUAUGAGAGAGAGGAAGCGAGGAAACAUGAAACGGAGAAAAGCAGAAGGCUUAAAGCAAAGCAGUUAAGGCCUUUUGCAAAUCACAUGAGCGAGAGAAUAAAUAUAUAGAGAGAAAGGAAGUAGAAAAAGCAAGCAAAGCCUUGGAUCCACAAAUCCCUACGCGCGCGCACACACACACACUCUCAAAUCAGAAAUACAGUGUCUUAUCAUUCCGAUCCUUUCUCCCAUUUCAAGUUUCGACUCGAGUGAUCUUGCUGCAAUGUAUGCCGUCUGAUUCAUCCUCAUCAUCUCUCUCACUCCACCGUUUGAUCUCCGGCAAUGGGAGCCCGCUGCUCUAAAUUCUCAUUCUGCUGGUGGCAAUCUCACCUCAAACCCUCAGUUCUUGACCCCUCUGAUCUCGAGAAUGGGGGUAAAGCUGACCGGAACUCGCUGCCCAGCUUCACCGAGUUUAGCUUGGACCAACUCAAAGCUGCCACGUCGGGGUUCUCCUCCGAUAACAUAGUGUCGGAGCACGGAGAAAAAGCUCCAAAUAUUGUUUACAAAGGGAAACUCGAUGCUGACCGUUGGAUCGCUGUUAAGCGGUUUAACAAGUUGGCCUGGCCUGAUUCUCGUCAAUUCGUUGAGGAAGCAAGAUCCGUGGGAAAUUUGAGGAAUGAGAGAUUAGCGAAUUUGAUUGGAUGUUGCUGUGAAGGUGAUGAGAGAUUGCUCGUGGCAGAGUUUAUGCCAAAUGAAACUCUUGCGAAGCAUCUUUUUCACUGGGAGACCCAGCCUAUGAAAUGGGCAAUGAGAUUGAGGGUAGCAUUGUAUUUAGCACAAGCUUUGGAAUAUUGCAGCAGUAAAGGACGGGCCUUGUAUCAUGAUCUUAAUGCCUACAGAGUCUUAUUUGAUCAGGAUGGUAAUCCCAGACUGUCUUGCUUUGGCCUUAUGAAGAAUAGUAGAGAUGGCAAGAGUUACAGCACCAAUUUGGCUUUCACCCCUCCAGAGUAUUUGAGAACAGGUAGAGUGACACCAGAAAGUGUAGUGUACAGCUUUGGGACCUUGUUGCUUGAUCUCUUGAGUGGCAAACAUAUUCCACCAAGCCAUGCACUUGAUCUGAUUCGUGGCAAGAAUUUUCUGAUGUUGAUGGACUCUUGUUUGGAGGGUCAUUUCUCAAAUGAUGAUGGUACUGAGUUAGUGCGGCUGGCUUCCCGCUGUUUGCAGUAUGAAGCUCGUGAGAGACCAAAUGCAAAGUCCCUUGUUACUGCUCUUAUGUCUCUUCAGAAAGAAACAGAGGUUCCAUCAUACAUCUUGAUGGGUAUCGCACAUGACACUGCUUCCCCAGCAGAGCCAUUGUCAUUAACCCCUUUUGGUGAAGCUUGCUUGAGAAUGGAUCUCACUGCUAUACAUGAAAUCUUGGACAAGAUUGGAUACAAGGAUGAUGAAGGGAUUGCCAAUGAGCUUUCAUUUCAGAUGUGGACCAAUCAAAUGCAGGAGACCUUGAAUUCCAAGAAGCAUGGAGAUACCGCUUUCCGAGCUAAGGAUUUCACAACUGCCAUUGAUUGCUACACCCAAUUCAUUGAUGGCGGGACCAUGGUAUCCCCAACUGUGUAUGCUAGGCGCUGCUUGUCCUACUUAAUGAAUGACAUGCCCCAAGAAGCUCUUGGGGAUGCCAUGCAAGCUCAGGUGGUGUCCCCUGAGUGGGCCACUGCUUUCUAUCUUCAAGCAGCUGCCCUCUUCAGUCUUGGGAUGGAUACUGAUGCCCAAGAAACACUCAAAGAUGGCACAAACUUGGAAGUCAAAAAGAGCAAAAAUUGAGUGUAUAGGUUUCUUUUCCUCUCUCUUGCUUCCUUCUUUUAACUGUAAUUUUGUUUAGUCUCUUGUAUUUAUUCCCUAUUUGUCAUAUUUUGCCAUUUUCAGCUCUUGCCACCUUAGAGGAUUCUUUGAAAUUAUUGUUGGUUUUGAUAUAUAUAUAUAUUUUCCCUUUUUUUCCCA